Manihot esculenta (cassava) is the source of this 4004-nucleotide messenger RNA. RefSeq names its product disease resistance protein RPM1. NCBI's taxonomy places the organism in Eukaryota, Viridiplantae, Streptophyta, Magnoliopsida, Malpighiales, Euphorbiaceae. The record is from RefSeq and is a predicted model, not a curated record. The transcript is spliced from 2 exons. Gene Ontology annotation, biological process: defense response to other organism. Gene Ontology annotation, molecular function: ADP binding. Bases 940 to 3651 code for a protein of 903 amino acids.
UGUGUGAUAAUCUAAGUGAAUUGUUUGAUUUAUUGUGAAUGUUUAUUCCGUAAUAUGUAUUUGAAUUUCCGAUUGACUAAGUUUGCUGCUAGAUCCAUAUCCAUAUAAGUUUGUGUUUUCCACUUAGAGUUUUAAUUUCAUUAGAUUAUUUCAAUGUUGGUAUUCUCUGUUCUGAGAACAUACUUUUCUGCUUCGUAUUUCUUCUUUCUAAUCAAAUCGGUGUAGGAUCCAAAUAACUCCAAAAGAGAAGAAAAGCUAAUUGAUGUGAUUACCAGUUGCCAACUCUCAAUCAUUUAUGAACUUAAUUCAAAGGAAGUCAAAUUUUUAAAGGUUUAAUUAUGGCCAGUUUCUGAUAUCUGAAUAAUACACUAGGUAUCUUUUAUUACAUGAGCAAAUAGUAUGGCAAUUUUAUAUCUUUCGGCCACCUAAACUAAUUCUAGGUGCUGAAUUAGUGCUGAUUCAGAAGUGGAUUGUAAGUAGCUAUUGAUUCACAUAUAUGCCUAAAAUAACAACUUAUAGCUAACUUGGAAUGAACAGCCAUAAUAAUUAUAUACUCAACAGAUUCUUUUUUUUCCCUAAAAUAAUAACUUUCUAACAACUUACUCUACUAAACUCAUAUAUAUUCUUGUUAAUUAGUCUAAAUGGAUACUAGCUUCAAAUUUGGCUCAACAUUUAAAAAUUGCUCGUGUGAGGGAAGCAGUACGAAUUGACAUUAAUUUUGGUAUUCAUGUACCUAAUUGUGUACAAAUAUUAUUCCGGAACCGGAUUUCAAAAUUUGCAUAAAUCUUAAGUUAAAAGUUGUUUGUAUAUAUGCCUAAUGAAAUGAUGAAAUCUUGAAAUUCCUUCAAUUUCUUCUUUUGGUUCUGAAGAACCAAAACAUUGUGCUUGCUGCAGUAACACAACGGCAGUGUGGAAAAGAAGUGAGCAUACUAGACGACCAUGGCCUCAUUUGCAGUUAACCACCUGAUUGAUAUGGUAAGGUCUGCUCUUCAGAAUGAAGCAUCGAUUUUGGGCAGCGUCCACGACGAAUUAAACAAUCUCAGGCUUCAACUAGAAAGCAUGAGAUCUUUUUUAGAGGAUGCUGAGAGAAAGCAACUGGACUCUGAAGUGGAGAGGACAUGGGUGGCAAAUGUUAGGGACGUGGCUUACCAAGUUGAAGACAUAAUUGAUGAAUUCAUGUAUUACGAACAUCAGCAACACAGUGGUGGCCAUUUCUCUCAGUUCCUUCAUCAAAUAAUUCGAGCUCCAAAAAAACUUUGGGUGAUGCAUAGAAUUGGCAUCAAGUUGCAGAAGAUCAACAACAUCAUCAAAGUCAUUCCAGAGUGGAAGCACAUAUAUAAUGUUAAUAUUGUAGAAGGCAUGAUUUCCAAAGAUCUUGCUCACAAAUGGGCAUUAGACCAAAGGGAUUCAUCACGUUUCAUUAAAGAAGAUGAUAUUGUAGGGAUCAAAGAUGAAACUCGAUUGUUGGAGGAAUCAAUAAUGGACGGAGAAAUGCAGCAAACUCUUAUUUCAGUGGUUGGAAUGGGGGGAUCAGGUAAGACAACACUGAUUGCCAAGACCUAUAAUAAUGAAAGAGUGAAGUGCCAUUUUCACUGCUAUGCAUGGGUUACCAUUUCUCAAACAUAUACAAGAGAUGAAGUAUUCAGAAGCUUGAUCAGAGAAUUCCACCAGUCAAGGAAGGAACAGCAGCCUCCUGACUUGAGUAGCAAAGGACAUGCAGAGCUUGUAACGAUUCUUGGAAGCUACUUAGAUUCGAAAAAAUACCUGCUUGUCUUGGAUGAUGUGUGGGAUACAAAUCUGUGGCAGGUAAUAAAAGUAGCACUUCCAGAUGAUCACAUUGGAAGUCGGAUCAUGCUUACAACUCGAAAUGAAAGUGUAGGUUCUUUUUCUUUUGGUGUUAGAAGCCACAUUCUCCAAAUUAAACCACUAAAGGAAAGUGAGACCUGGCAUCUCUUUUGCAUUAAAGCAUUCUCGAGUUAUCCUGAUGAACCUUGUCCAAGAGAUCUUGAACCUUUGGGGUUGGAACUGUUGGGAAGGUGUAGAGGUCUACCUCUUGCAGUUGUGGCUUUGGGUGGUCUCAUGUCUUCCAAAAAGUCAAUAACAGAGUGGAGGAGUGUUUGCAACAACCUGAACUGGCAGCUAAACAAUAAUAACAUGCUAGAAGUAGUGAAAAGUAUUUUGUUGCUUAGUUUUAAUGACUUGCCAUCCCCACUAAAGCAUUGCUUCUUAUAUUGUUGCCUUUUCCCAGAAGACUAUGUAAUUCGACGUAAAAGGCUCAUUCGACUUUGGAUAGCAGAAGGAUUUAUUCAACAAGUUAAUAGGGUUACCCUGGCAGAAGUAGCUGAGAGCUAUCUUAUGGAACUUAUUUCUCGGAACAUGCUUCAAGUUGUAUUGAGAAAUGAAUCUGGAAGGCCAAAAGCAUGCAAGAUGCAUGAUAUUUUGCGUGAGCUUGCCCUGUCAAUAUCGGAGAGGGAAAAUUUCUGCAUUGUUUAUAAUGGACAAGUAGUGACUGAGGAAUGUAAAGCUCGCCGCUUAUCUAUCCAGAUAGCUAAUGUGGACUCUAAAUCAUACAGAGGUAUGUCACAACUUCGUUCAUUGUUUGUGUUUGUGAAACACUCUGUGUGUUUCCCCAGUACGUUGCUAUCCAAAUUCAAAUUGUUGAGGGUCUUAGAUUUGGAAGAUGCUAGGAUUGAGAAAUUGCCAGAUGUGAUAGAGGUUCUAUUCAACUUAAGGCACUUGAACUUGAAAGGAACCCUAGUGGCAGAGCUUCCACAAUGCAUUGGAAAACUUCGUAACCUGGAGACCUUGAACAUUAGAGACACACAAAUAAAGGAACUUCCAAAAGGAGUAGCUGAGUUACAAAAUUUGCAAAAUCUAAUUAUGUAUCAUUAUAAUCGUGGGCCUGACCAUCAUUUUCGUUAUGUCAGAGGGACUCGAGCACCAUUUAAAAUUAACAAGUUGAAGAAAUUGCAAGUCAUGUCUUUUGUUGAAGCAGAAGGUGAUCUAAUAAGGCAACUUGGAAGCAUGAAUCAAUUGACCAGAAUGGGCAUUUCAAAUUUGGGAGCAAAGGACGAGAUGGUCUUAUGCACUUCAAUCCAGAAUCUGAAGCUCCUACGCUAUUUGUUUCUCAUGGUAAGCGAUGAGGCAGAGGUCCUUCGAGUAGAUGCAUUGAAAACACCCCCACCCCAGCUUCAAAAGCUUAUUUUGGUUGGGAAAUUGGAAAGAGUACCGUGUUGGUUUGACUCACUUAAGUACCUGACAUGUAUGUAUCUGCAUUGGUCUAGAUUAAAGGAAGAUCUUCUCCCUCACAUUGCGGCACUACCCUGUCUGGGAAAUCUUGAUCUAGAUAAUGCCUUCGCAGGAAAAGAGCUACAUUUCUCUGGGGGCUUUCCUAAACUUAGGAGUUUAUGGUUGUCUAAUUUCCCUCAGCUGAGAUUAAUAACUAUAGAGGAGGGGGCGAUGCCAAAUAUCCAGCUGUUAUGUCUUGCCUCCUGCAAGGCAUUAAAUGCACUGCCUCGAGGUAUGGAAUUCCUAACCAAUCUCCGAACUCUAUUGUUGUCAGGUUCUUCAAGACUUGUAGACAGCAUAAAUGACAAGGAAAGUGAAGAUCAUUCAAAGGUGCAACAUAUCCGAAAUAUUGAGAUUUUGUAAUGUGAAGAUGGAGAAAAGAAACCAGCCUGUUUUUCUCCAAAGAAAAUCAGCUUCAGCUUGAAGGGUGAAAAAAAGAUUCAAUUUGCAGUCUCUUUUCUCAAAUAAAAUGUGUGAUGUCCGAAAGCUAUAUUGGAUCAAGAAAGAAUUUGUGUGUGAAUUGUGUUUUGUGUCAGAAUAAAUGUUCCUGUUGGAGGGAGGAAAAGCAUUGUAUUAUUGACAUGAAUGAUAUUGUGCCGAUAAAUUGUAGUCCGCGUUGCACCAGAUCUACGAUUUGUUGAUCUUAGUGUGGUCAUGUACUUCAUUUUGAGUGUAUUUCUCCACUUCAAUUAGCACUGCGAAAUCAUUUUUCCUUU